This is a messenger RNA of Somion occarium, 3069 nucleotides long. Lineage: Eukaryota; Fungi; Basidiomycota; Agaricomycetes; Polyporales; Cerrenaceae. The record is from the annotation of a GenBank genome assembly.
UAUAAAAUAGCGAAAUAAUCACAGCUUUCGUUCCGCACUAGACUCUCAUUCAACACUUUUCGAACGAUUGCUGGAGCGUUUUGUCAAGACAGAAAGUCGUUAGUUGGCUAAUGGCAUCCUGAAUACUGAAAAUCUUCCAAAUUCCCCGAAAUGAUAUCAUUUUAGGAAUCUUUGAGGCACGCCGUCUUAUCGUAACACCUGACCAUCUUAUCUCCACGACAUACAGGAGACACUUCGAAAUGGACAUUGUCGCCCCAGACGUCGAGAACAACACCCAUCUGGCUCGGUGAGAAGCAGAGGAGCAACAUGCGAAUCUCUCCGCGGGAACAGGAUAAGCUUGUCCUGCAUCAGUAAUGAUAUGUUUCAAAUAGGCAGGCUUCCUCGCUCAGAAACGUCUUGCCAGAGGACUCAGACUGAACAGAACCGAGGCAGUUGCUCUGAUCGCUUCGGUGCUUCAGGAACGCAUUCGUGAUGGUUUACAUUCAGUCGCGCAGUUGAUGCAGCAUGGAAAGACUUUGCUAGGUCGAAGACAUGUGCUUCCAGGUGUUGCCAAUCUCCUCCACGAGAUUCAAGUGGAAGGUACAUUUGUCGAUGGAGUCUUCCUCGUUACCGUGCAUGAUCCUAUAUGCACUGACUCUGGAAACCUUGAGGCCGCACUAUAUGGUUCUUUCCUUCCAGUUCCCAGGGAUGCAUUCCCGCCCAUCGACGUUGAUGAAUCUACGCGCGAGAACAUUCCAGGGGCGAUCAUCGUGAAAGACGAGCGGAUUAUUAUCAACAAGGGUCGCGAGCGCAUCAAGUUGAGAGUCACCAACAACGGCGACCGACCGAUUCAGAUUGGUUCUCACUACCACUUCAUUGAGACAAACAAAGCACUAUCGUUCGACCGCGCAAAAGCGUAUGGGAAGCGACUGGACAUCGCCGCUGGUACCGCCGUUCGAUUCGAACCUGGAGAUGUGAAGACGGUUACACUUUGUUCUAUCGGAGGAGCGAAGAUCAUUACGGGUGGUAAUCGCCUUGCCUCUGGAGCCUUCGAUCCGGCUAGGACAGACGAUAUUAUUUCUGUUUUGGUGCAGAAAGGAUUCGGCCACGUACCCGAACCCGGUGCACUUGAGGUAUCUGAAGACACAAACAUUGGAAGGGAUGCAUACGUCGCCAUGUUCGGCCCUACUGUAGGAGACAGAGUCCGAUUGGGCGAUACCACACUUUGGAUCGAAGUCGAAAGGGAUGAGACUGUCUACGGCGAUGAAGUCAAGUUCGGUGGAGGCAAGACCAUCCGAGAAGGUAUGGGCCAAGCUACCAACCGGCCGUCUAUCGAAACAAUUGACCUCGUUAUCACUAAUGCGCUGAUCGUCGACUGGGCCGGCAUCUACAAGGCCGAUAUCGGAGUCAAAGAUGGUGUUAUCGUCGGUAUCGGCAAAGCAGGCAACCCAGACGUAAUGGACGGUGUCGAUCCCAACCUCAUCAUAGGCUCCUCGACCGAAGUCAUCGCCGGAGAGAAACUCAUCGUCACCGCAGGCGCCAUCGACGCACAUGUCCAUUACAUUUGUCCUCAACAGGUUACCGAGGCCCUCGCAUCUGGUACCACCACCAUGAUCGGCGGUGGAACUGGACCUUCUGCUGGAACGAACGCAACUACGUGUACACCCAGUCAGUUCUAUUUGCGACACAUGCUUGCGGCCACGGAUGGCUUGCCCAUGAACUUUGCUUUCACGGGUAAGGGGAAUGAUUCUGGUCCUAAGGCCUUGGAGGAUAUCGUAAAGGCCGGAGCCGCCGGAUUGAAGUUGCAUGAAGACUGGGGAUCAACGCCUUCUGCAAUCAUCAGUUGUUUGGAUAUCGGGGACAAAUAUGAUGUCCAGGUCAACAUCCACACAGAUACCCUGAAUGAAAGCGGCUUCGUUGAGAGUACCGUUGCGGCAUUCGGAAACCGUACCAUCCAUACCUAUCAUACCGAGGGAGCGGGUGGCGGUCACGCUCCCGAUAUUAUCACUGUAUGCGGCUUGGAAAACGUACUUCCAUCUUCAACCAACCCCACUAGGCCAUACACCAGGAACACUUUGGAUGAACAUCUUGAUAUGCUUAUGGUAUGUCACCAUCUUGACAGAAACAUACCAGAAGACAUAGCAUUUGCGGACUCCCGCAUUCGUGGUCGAACAGUCGCAGCUGAGGAUGUCUUACAAGACCUAGGCGCCAUUUCCAUGAUUAGCUCCGAUUCUCAAGCUAUGGGCAGAGUCGGUGAGGUCGUUAGUCGUACCUGGCGGACUGCAAGUAAAAUGCGAGAGUUCCGAGGUCCCCUCAGUUCCCUGGGCGACACAGAUGGUGUUGACAAUGGUCGCGUCAAACGAUACGUUGCCAAGUAUACAAUCAAUCCUGCGAUUACCCAUGGUAUCAGCCAUCUUGUCGGUCAAGUUGCCGUUGAUACUUUGGCCGACUUGGUUCUCUGGAAGCCUGAGAACUUCGGCAUCAAACCCGAACUUGUUUUAAAAUCCGGUGUCAUUGCUUGGGCCCAGAUGGGAGAUGCUAACGCCUCAAUUCCUACCGUUCAACCGUUUAUAGGUCGACCAAUGUGGGGUUCUCAUUCAGCCUCUGCGGCGCUCAACUCGAUCUCUUUCGUAUCUGAGAUAUCCAUCAUAUCUGGUGCCAUCGCUUCCUACCAUCUAUCGAAGCGCUUUGAACCUGUGAAAAAUUGCCGCGAGGUUACAAAGAAGGAUAUGAAAUGGAACGAUGCCACACCGAAGAUGAAAGUCGACCCCGAACCCUACGAUGUGCACGCUGAUGGUGAAUGGGCUUAUGUGGAACCUGCGGAAAGGCUACCCCUCUCUCGGCAGUAUAACUUGUUCUGAUUAGGCAAAGCAAGUUUCGUGGUCUGUGAGAUUUGGAUCUUCUGAUUUGAAACGAAUGAAUGUAUUUCUAGCUCUACGCAUGAUAGCCAUAAUACAAUGAGGAUGUUUCGAUAUGCAAUUGGGCAACUAACGUUAAAAGAACAUUAGGAAAAGUAAUGAAAAAAAUCGUCAUAAGGUGGGAUGGCUGCCCACGGUCGGAUGAUGUUGGUAUUAAAUCAAUGGCUCUCAG